This is a messenger RNA of Vombatus ursinus (common wombat), 4422 nucleotides long. RefSeq names its product disabled homolog 2-interacting protein-like. Gene Ontology annotation, biological process: regulation of GTPase activity. The transcript has 13 exons. The record is from RefSeq and is a predicted model, not a curated record. The coding region runs from base 1 to 2436 and encodes 811 amino acids. NCBI's taxonomy places the organism in Eukaryota, Metazoa, Chordata, Mammalia, Diprotodontia, Vombatidae.
AUGGUGAUGUCUCCACCACCACCAUCCCUUCUUGUCUGCUCACAGAACUCCUGGCUGGAAGAGGUUGAGGAAGUGAUGUGGACGGAUGCUGGCAGACUGGGGGCUCUGGGAAGGCAGUUUCUCAGCUCUGACUUCCUCACAGACCUGAUGAUGUCCGAGGUGGACCGCUGUGGGGAGAAUGAACACCUCAUCUUCCGAGAGAACACUUUAGCCACCAAGGCCAUUGAGGAAUAUCUUAAGCUGGUGGGCCAGAAGUACCUGCAGGAUGCCUUAGGUGAGUUUAUCAAAGCUUUGUAUGAGUCAGAUGAGAACUGCGAGGUGGACCCCAGCAAGUGCUCAUCCUCAGACCUCCCCGAGCACCAGAGUAACUUGAAGAUGUGCUGUGAGCUGGCAUUCUGCAAGAUCAUCAACUCCUACUGUGUCUUCCCCCGGGAGCUGAAGGAAGUCUUUGCCUCCUGGAGGCAGGAAUGUAGUAACCGGGGCCGGCCAGACAUCAGUGAGCGCCUCAUCAGUGCUUCCCUCUUCCUGCGUUUCCUCUGCCCUGCCAUCAUGUCCCCUUCCCUCUUCAGCCUGCUCCAGGAGUACCCAGACGACCGGACAGCUCGAACACUGACCCUUAUCGCCAAGGUCACUCAGAACCUGGCCAACUUUGCCAAGUUUGGCAGCAAGGAGGAAUACAUGUCCUUCAUGAAUCAGUUUCUGGAACACGAGUGGACAAACAUGCAGCGGUUCCUGUUGGAGAUCUCUAACCCAGAGACCAUCUCAAACACAGCCGGCUUCGAGGGCUAUAUCGACUUGGGGCGGGAACUCUCCACUUUGCAUUCCCUGCUCUGGGAGGUCAUUUCUCAGUUCGAGCAGAGUACGGUCACCAAGCUCGGGCCUCUGCCUCGGAUCCUGAGGGACGUCAACACAGCCCUGAACAAUCCAGCCAGCGUGCAAUUGUCAAUGACAGCUGAGCAUGCAGCCUCUACCCCAAGUACAGGGGGCAGCAUCUCUGCAGGGCUGCAGAAGAUGGUGAUUGAGAAUGAUCUGUCUGGUCUGAUAGAUUUCACACGGUUACCAUCUCCAACCCCUGAAAACAAGGACUUGUUUUUUGUCACAAGGUCCUCUGGGGUCCAACCCUCCCCUGCCCGGAGCUCGAGCUACUCGGAGGCCAAUGAGCCCGAUGUCCAGAUGUCUAACGGCAGCAAAAGCCUCUCCAUGGUGGACCUGCAGGACAGUCGGAUGUUGGAUGGGGGCACCAGCACCCCAGGGGCCUCAGACCCUCUCAAUGACAGCCAGUCAUCCACAGGGCAGCUACAGGGUGUGUGGACAGCCCGGACAACCCAGAACAGCCUGGUGGGCAUGGCCACGGUGCGGCGGGCAGGACAGACACCCACCACACCCAGCUCUGAGGGUGCACCGGGCCGGCCCCAGCUGCUAGCGCCACUUUCUUUCCAGAACCCUGUGUAUCAGAUGGCUGCUGGCCUGCCCCUCUCACCCCGGGGCUUAGGGGACUCGGGCUCUGAAUGCCAUAGCUCAUUGAGCUCUCACAGCAACAGUGAGGAGCUGGCGGCCAGCAAACAUAGUGGGGGUGGCUUUGGGAGCGCUGCCGCUGAGGACUUGGCCCGGCGUCCUGGGGAGCUGGCAAGGCGGCAGAUGUCGCUGACAGAAAAGGGUGGACAGUCUGCUGUGCCGCGGCAGAAUAGUGCCGGCCCCCAGAGGCGGAUAGACCAGCCGCCGCCUCCCCCUCCUCCCCCUGUCACUCGGGGCCGGACGCCGCCUUCCCUCCUGAAUACCAUGCAGUACCCCAGGCCAUCAAGCGGGAGCAUGAUGUCCUCCUCCCCUGACUGGCCGGGCAGUGGAGCCCGGCUCAGGCAACAGUCAUCCUCCUCCAAGGGGGAUAGCCCUGAGAUGAAGCAGCGUACCAUGCACAAACAGGCCCCUUCACCUGUGAACCCCAAUGCACUGGACCGCACUGCCGCUUGGCUAUUGAAUAUGAACAUGCAGUUUUUAGAAGAUGAGAGCUUUGACCCAGACCCCAAACACAGGGAUAAGCUAAGGAGUAAGGAGGAACUCAGCCAAGCUGAAAAGGACAUUGUAGUGCUACAGGACAAGCUGCGUAUCUCGGCCAAGAAGCUAGAAGAGUAUGAGAGCAGGUUCAAGUGCCAAGAGGAGACGACCCAGAAGCUGAUGCUGGAGUACCAGGCUCGGCUGGAGGAGGGGGAGGAGAGGUUACGGAGGCAGCAGGAGGAUAAGGAGAUUCAGAUGAAGGGGAUCAUCAGCAGGUUGAUGUCAGUGGAGGAGGAAUUAAAGAAGGACCAUGCAGAGAUGCAGGCAGCAGUGGACUCCAAGCAGAAGAUUAUUGAUGCCCAGGAAAAACGCAUCGCCUCACUGGAUGCAGCCAAUGCACGCCUCAUGAGCGCCCUGACCCAGCUGAAAGAGAGUAUGCAUUAGAAACAAAACCCGCUCGUUUUCUGGAAUACAGGCCCUUUAAAUUGAGCGCACGCACUACAUGGGAAUUAAGAGCCCUGAAGGAUGUUAAACAUGAUCACCCAACAGGAACAGCAGCAAGGAGCCGGCAGGCCCCCCGUGCACACAGCCCGCUGGCCAGUCCGGACUGUGCUCUUUCUCCUGCUCCCCACCCCGUCCCGGACCCAUGGGACCCACACGUCCAGGGCCAGGGCUGGCUUUUUGUUCUUGUUUUUACUUUUCUUGUGUGUUGUGGUUCAAAGUCAGGAUCUUCUGGUGCUGUCCCCUUCCAUCCUGUGUCAGAGAAAGUCUAGCCAGGACAGCUCUUUGGAGGCAGGGUUGGGAAGAGAUCUUUUUUGACCCAUAUUAGGGGGCUCAACUGAGCAGUCAUAUUGAACAGGUCCACCAAUGAGGGGGUGUGGAUGGAGCACUGAGUCCUGCCUCUAGCCAGAGCCAAGUUGCCAGUGCCAACUCAGUGCCCACAAACUCCAUGCUGCAGACCAGGUCUCUCUUUGUCAUAUCCUUGCAGAGGCUGGUCCAAGAAACCAGCCAAAGAGAAGGUGAAAAACCUCAACUCUUCCCCUCCAACUUAAUUUUCCCCAGGACCUCAAUUAUUCCAGUUAGGGCUGGCAUGCUGGGUCCCUAGAAAUCUCUGCUUUUUUUCCCCUUCCCCAAGCUGUGAAUGCCUUUUGCAUUCCUGAUGUGGUCAGACCACCACCCCCCUUUCCCAAAUCAGAAUUCAGGUGGUAGAGCAGGGAGCAGGCUCUGAGUACUCUCCCUACUAACUAAAUCAGCUAGCUUUGGAGAAGGGCCUGAAAUCAAGACAAAGCAUCCCUCAGAAAGGCCACUGAAAAUCCAUGUAGCAGGAAGGUUAGGAAUAACAGGGUACUCUUGACCAUUAGGAGCAGAAACUACCAUUUCCAAAUUCCUCCAAGACUCAAAUCCACCAAUAGAUUUCUGCCAAAAUGGUGGCUUGGGGAAGGAGCAGAGAUCCUUGGGGGAAUGUUUCCAUGAAACUGAUUUAAUUCCAUUUCAUUUGGUCAGGGCUGGAGAGGCUCAUCCUGUGAUGGAUGGUAGUCUAGUUAGAAGAUGAGAUGAUCGGAAAUAAGCAUUAGGGGUGGAGAUGUGCUUCCCCAUUCCCCAACUCCCCAGGAGAUUCUGGGUUGGGGGGAAGCUCUCCAAUAAACAAGAGUCUUUGGGUGAACUUUGUGGGAAGAAAUUCAGCCCUGUGUGAAGAGGGGAGUUGCUGAUUGAGUUGGAAGUUGAAUAGCAUCCUUGUCCCCUGUCUUUGCCCUUCACUGCCUCUUUACCCCGUUCAUCCUACAGGGGGACCUCAAGCCACUGAGUUUGGCCCUACCUAUACAUCUGAGAAACCAUGCCAGAUGUGGGGAACUCAGACACCCUUAGGCGGGGGCUUUUGUUUUUAAUUUCCUGCCCAUCAUAAUAUUUAGUUACCAAUUACAGACUGGUCCUCUAUACCCAUAUUUAUAAGCACUCCAUUUCUUUUUUUCCUUUUGUUUUCAAAAAAUAGAAAAGAUUUAUCUUCUUCCCCACCUCCUCUACCCCCAGUUUCUGUUUCUGAAAUGUGUGUCUCAUAGCAAUACUGGGGACCAAGUCCCCACAGCCAGGGAGAAAGUCAACAAGGGACUGAAGACCACUAUAUAUAACAUUUGUCACCUGCUCGCUCAUUCUAAUGCUCUCUAUGGCGAGAGCCUUAUCUGGUGCAAAAACUGUAAAGUGUACAGACUGUCCACCGAUUUUUAUCUUAAUGCAAGUCUGACAACUUUUUUUGUAAAUGUUCUCUCGGUGUUUGAUUGUAAUGUAACUAUUUCACUAUCAGCUGUAUAUAGUGAUUCGCGCCUGGUGCUGCCUUGCAGACAGGAUUGGGCAGCUGCUUGUAGAAUGACUUGGAAUUUUAUUUUUUAUUUUCCCUCAUUUAAAAAAAAACAGAGUUGAGGAGCAGUAGGAGGG